AUGACCUUCGAAAUGGAAGGCAACUCGAACCAGAACGGCACCCAAGUCGGUUCCGUAGGUAACAACUCGACCGUUACAUCUGAGCAUACAGACAACUCACAGUAUAACGUCACGGUCUACUACAACAGCCCGACAAAAACGGUUAGUGAUGCUGGUGACCUCAGGAUAUGGCUUGAGCGAAAAGAACAUUCUGUCGAAGGCCACACGGCCGAGUGCAUUCUCACAUUCAACAACCGCAUUAUCUGGGGACCUCAGUCCUGCCAUGACAACACGUUUCGAUUAAAGGACGCCUUGUUUGCUGUCGACCCCCGCUUCCAAAUCACGCUUCGUAAUAAGCGCAAGUCGAUGGAAGGACACACAUACUCUCUCAGCCUCAUGGCUGAUGGCCACCUUUACCUAGAUCGACUAUCCACCCAUGAGAAUAUGAUCGGCCUAUGCCAGGCUAUCAACGAUUGCUUACUCGCUGAAAAUAACGCUACCUGA
Molecule: messenger RNA, 483 nt
Organism: Clonostachys rhizophaga
Lineage: Eukaryota; Fungi; Ascomycota; Sordariomycetes; Hypocreales; Bionectriaceae
Source: the annotation of a GenBank genome assembly